CUCGUCCGGGAUCCCCUGGGUCAGUACCCCUCGCAAGCACCUGUUGAGUGUUCCACUGCAUUGGGAAACAAUUGUGGUUAUAUUUUGAGGAAAUUGCUGUUUGUAUAAUGGCUAAUAUGUCAGGUUUGUUGGGCCCCGGCCCUGCAGCCUCUAGCUCAGGGGCCGCAGCCUCAGCCAAUGAUUGGGCAAAAGCACUGGGGCAAAUAUUGGAAAAGGUUGUGUUGUCCCAUGCUAGGUCAAACUCUUGUCGUGAGUUAAGGUUAUUUGCUGGGGCAGAGGAAUUCGAACCCUGGUUGGAGCAUACCACUGAAAUGCUGCAGGAGUGGGCUGUACCCGAUGCAGAAAAGCGAAGAUGUCUAAUAGAGAGCCUUAGUGGCCCAGCAUUAGAUGUGAUUCGCACCCUGAAGCUCAUUGACCCUGGGGUCAGUGUGAAGGACUGCCUGGAGGCCCUUGAUCAUACCUUUGGGAGUGUAGAGGGCCCUGAAGACAGUUACUGUAAGUUCCUUAAUUCCCGACAGCAAAUUGGUGAGAAGAUUUCAGCCUAUAUACAGAGGCUGAAGAGACUGCUUCAGAGAGCUGUCAUGAGGGGUGCAGUGACUGCUGAACAGAUGGAUCGGACCAGACUGGCUCAAAUUGUAAGAGGAGCUCAAUAUCAGAACUCGAUUCUACUCCAUCUCCGGCUAAGAGAACGACGGGAACAUCCCCCAAGUUAUUCCCAGCUGAUAAAGGAGGUCAGAGAAGAGGAAGAAAGGCAGGCUGCCAGCGAGUUUUGGGAAGCCCAAACGUUGGAGCCAGCCGGCACAACACCACUGCAAACGGCCAGUGUACUGAUGGUGAGCACCACAGAGGAACUUGCCCAACAAGUGCAGGUCCUGACAGAACGGAUAGCUGAACUGCAAAACACCAUUGACCGAGCUAAGACUUCCGGGAAUAAGGAGCCUCUGACUGUGGCGAUGGAGAAGUCAGCAUUUAGAGCCACCAUCCCAUCUGGGCGAAGGGGGAAAGGACAAUUCUUCUGCUACCGAUGUGGUCAGGAUGGACACAGUGCUGCCAAGUGCCAUAAUGAAGAAAACCCCUCCUUAGUAUAUGGGAAGCUGAGGAUCAGUUGGGAGAGAUCCGGGACCAACUCCAGUCUCUUCAAGGUGCUCGCGGAUUACUGCAGACGACGGGCUGGGGACCAGUAUCUGAAUACCCUGAUGAUCCAUACGCUUUGUGCUGAAGCCUAUAGGAAGAUUGAGGGUGCUAAAAAGGAGACAUCUGAGCUACUGAUUGGGGCGCUGAAGUACAUGGGCGCAACCCCCUUAGUAGUGCCUGCAAGGACGGAGCAAGAAGUGCUUGUCAUGAGUACUCGGCUGAAAGGCAGUAAAGGGGCAUUAGCAAUGGUAGAGCAGCCAGUUGAAGGAGAGCUCCCGGAAGGAGUGCUGGUCCCCAGUGGAGUCAUAACCCUACCUGCUGAAGCCCAGGAAAAUGUGACUAUACUGAUUGCUAAUGAAACGAGUCGAGAUGUUGUUGUGAAGCAAGGACAAAAGAUAGCGGAUCUCUUUGAGCCUGAAUCAAUUGUAAAACCCCAGGAGAGAUCUAGGAGGAUUGCCCUCUCCGAGAUGGAAGAUGUGCGACAACAUCUUCAGGAGCUGGCUGCGAAUGGCAUCAUUACAGAGUCCCGCAGCCCAUACGCCUCACCCAUUGUGGUGGUCCGUAAAAAGAAUGGGAAAAUCCGGAUGUGUAUUGACUACCGCACCCUAAACCGCCGUACUGUGGUUGACCAGUACACAAUGCCCGAGUCCAAGAUGCCUUAG
This is a messenger RNA of Trachemys scripta elegans, 1796 nucleotides long. RefSeq names its product paraneoplastic antigen Ma3-like. Gene Ontology annotation, molecular function: nucleic acid binding; zinc ion binding. Lineage: Eukaryota; Metazoa; Chordata; Testudines; Emydidae. The transcript has 3 exons. The record is from RefSeq and is a predicted model, not a curated record. The coding region runs from base 108 to 1796 and encodes 562 amino acids.